AUGUUGCCUACACCCGACACCUCGCACGUCUCCUUUGACACUAUCUACGAACCAUCUGAAGAUUCAUAUCUCUUUUUGGACACCCUGUCAUCAGCAUCAGAAUCAAAAUGGCUAUCUGAGAGAUUUAAAAAAGGCAGCAGCCCCUCAGAUAAAAUCGCAGAUGCCGUGCCCUUGGUUGUGGAAGCAGGCACAGGAUCCGGCGUCGUGCUGGGAUUUGUAGCAGCCCAUUCUCAAGACAUCUUCGGACGCCGGGAUAUCCUCACACUGGGAACCGACGUCAACCGGAAUGCUUGUCUUGCGACCCGGGAAACAGUGUCCACAGCCAUCCAGUCAAUUCAAAAAGAAGAAAGCACCGAGACCAGCUCGAGCCUACAGAGCGUUCACAUCUCCUCGUUGACCGCAGACCUGUGCACAUCCUUACGCCCUGGCAGCGUAGAUGUCCUUCUCUUCAACCCACCUUAUGUACCCAGCGAGGAUCUCCCCCGGUUACCGACCGCAUCGGAGAAUGAUCCAGCGGUGGCCCAGGCCAUGUCUCGUUCGGCCAAGUUCGAGAGCGACUCGUACUUCCUGUCGCUGACCUAUGCGGGUGGCGUGGAUGGCAUGGAGACGACAAACCGAUUAUUAGAUGCCAUUCCUGACAUCCUAUCGACACGGGGAGUGGCCUAUGUUCUUCUGUGCAAGCAGAACCGACCGGACGAGGUUAUGGCGCGCAUUCGCGGAUGGGGUGGUUGGUGUGCCGAAAGCGUGGGAUCGAGUGGCAUGCAAGCUGGCUGGGAGAAAUUAGUGAUUGUUCGGAUAUGGAGAGAGGGCAGCUAA
Penicillium odoratum is the source of this 816-nucleotide messenger RNA. RefSeq names its product S-adenosylmethionine-dependent methyltransferase. Lineage: Eukaryota; Fungi; Ascomycota; Eurotiomycetes; Eurotiales; Aspergillaceae. Gene Ontology annotation, biological process: methylation. The coding region runs from base 1 to 816 and encodes 271 amino acids. Gene Ontology annotation, cellular component: eRF1 methyltransferase complex. Gene Ontology annotation, molecular function: S-adenosylmethionine-dependent methyltransferase activity; protein methyltransferase activity; nucleic acid binding. The transcript has a single exon. The record is from RefSeq and is a predicted model, not a curated record.